UAUUAUAAAAAUUUAUUGUGUUGAGAAAUUAAUGAGGAAAAAAACAAAAUGGUUCCAAUUGUUUUAACAGAAUGAAUGAAGAUAAAACAGAGAUUUACAUGCCGGAGAAGUCACAACUCAAAACUUCCUUUAUCCUUUCCAAUUGCAGAACUGAGAUGUCUCCAAAUUGGGUAGCAGCUGAAGGAACUCGUUUUAAUUCUUAUUCAGAGUGACGCUUUGGCCCUUGUGUGAUCUUGGGAUGCCGGAAGAUAAAGGUUGGGAAGAUCCUCGUUCCGUUAAUAGCCCUAGGAGGAUCUUAAGUUUCUCCAAAAAUAGGACGACCACUGUAUUCUUUCCAGAUUCAGAUGACAGAGGUUCAGGAUUUGGUGUUUCUGGAGAUCAAGGACCCAAGACUUCUGAAGUUUAUGGAUUUGUUGGCUCCAUUACUACUGUUGUUGCUACAGUUCUUUUCCUGGUGUGGGCAUAUCUUCCAGAAAAUUGGUUGCAUUCUUUGGGUAUUGUUUACUAUCCGAGCAGGUACUGGGCAUUGGCUGUGCCAGCUUAUGCGAUGAUGACUAUAAUACUAGCUGUAGGAUUUUACAUUGGUCUCAACUUCUUGGCUACCCCUCCUCCAACUUCUUUCAGCAUGAUAUAUGAUGAAUUCACGAGAGAACCAUUGAGCAAUGGCCCUUCAAUAGACGACAAUGAGCAACCUAUAGAGCCUAUAUCUGAUAUUCGGAUUGAUCAAAUUAAUAACCUCAUGUUCAAUCCAAAAUGACAAAGGAUUUGUGCAGUUAUUUUGCUUGGGUAGAUUAUAUUAGUUUCAUUUCCUUCAUGUAUCAGUGAAUAUCUUUGAUUCACCCAAUUCAGGUACUUAGAUAUUAAAUGUAAUUUGGAUGUGGCAUGUCACCAGCAGAUAUGGGUUUGAUUCUGGUGAAGCUAUUACAGAAUGCAUCAACGACGCCUCUUCAGUGACAACCUGCUCGUUCAGGGAUUUUUUUUUCUUAGCUUCAGCCCAAGGCAUUGAUACUCUUAGGGUAGUAAUUCUGUGAUUGUUUGGGUGAGAAAGGAAGGUUUGAAGUUAAACAUGGUUACCUUGUUAUGUAGGAAGUUGAAGAGGAUACUCAUAGUGGCUCCUGUCAUGGCACUCUGAUUGUAAGCCUUUCUGACAUCAUGUAUUGAGACUUAGAGGUACUCAUUUGCUUUCCUCCGGAUAAUUCGUGAAAGUAGAUAUACAUGAAAGCAACAGUAGAUACUUCUUUUUCUCUCUGGA
Nicotiana tabacum (common tobacco) is the source of this 1252-nucleotide messenger RNA. Its product is annotated as phosphatidylinositol N-acetylglucosaminyltransferase subunit P. The record is from RefSeq and is a predicted model, not a curated record. NCBI's taxonomy places the organism in Eukaryota, Viridiplantae, Streptophyta, Magnoliopsida, Solanales, Solanaceae.